Molecule: messenger RNA, 2005 nt
Organism: Mytilus trossulus (common blue mussel)
Lineage: Eukaryota; Metazoa; Mollusca; Bivalvia; Mytilida; Mytilidae
Product: cholecystokinin receptor type A-like
Exons: 3
Coding region: 335-1768 (477 amino acids)
Biological process (GO): G protein-coupled receptor signaling pathway
Cellular component (GO): plasma membrane
Molecular function (GO): G protein-coupled receptor activity
Source: RefSeq, a predicted model, not a curated record
UAUAUUUUUGUUUAUUUUAUUUACACACAUGUUUACACACAUUGACAUAAUGUAUUUAUGAUGAUAUAUUAUAUAGACUUAAGUCACUAGUAUUUAGUAUCAUACUCUAUAAUUAUAUAUCCUGUGUGUAUCGGUUGCAUAAUGUUUAACCACGGGAAAACCAUUUUAACUAUACUUCGUACUGAACCAUCAGGAAUUUUAAACAUGAAACUAUCAUUUCUCAGAGUGAAAAUGGCAUAUACAUUAGUGUGGAAUAUAACAGCCAUCUUGAACGCAAAACCACCAUGGGCAUUUUGAAAAGUUGGCAGAUUUCAUAACUCAAGCAGAUUGCACAAUGCAUUUGAAUGUCACUUGGGAAACGAGUACAAACAUCGUUGGAAUAAUUGGACGGAAUAUUUCCGAAUAUAUAAGAAAUGAAACAGAAAAUGUGUCUUUUCUUACCUUAGAUACAUACAACAAUUUAGUUUUUCAAAACAAUCUUUUGUUGUCGUUUAUUUAUAUUCUUCUAUUAAUGAUUAUUGGAAUUUCUGGAAACUUACUCGUUUGCUAUAUUUAUUUAUUUUAUCAGAAAAGAUGCCAAAGAACGACAAGAAGCUUCCGAGGAAGAAAUAAAUCUUCAAAAUUGAAAACGACAGACAUCUUCAUUAUUUCUCUAGCAUGUUUUGAUUUGAUCAGCUGUUUACUAGCAAUGCCAAUGGAACUAUUUUUACUGCGUAAUUUCUUAACAUUUGAUUAUCCAUGGUUAUGUAAAAUUUCCAGAUUUAUUUCUAUGUUUUGUACGAUAUCAACAUCGUUCGUUCUGCUAGCGAUUGCGGUGUCCCGAUUUGUUGGAAUAAGACUACGUUCUCUAAACAUUACGAUCACAACAUUGCAUGCUAAAAUAAUAGUGGUUGUUUCCGUUCUUAUCGCCUUAGCACUAUCAUCUCCCGUACUUGUUCUUUAUGGGACAUAUACACUCCCUUUAACCGCUGGGGUAACAGCUAGUACGUGUUUGAUUGUCAAUGAAUAUGCAGAAACAAAUUAUCCAUUUGUAACAAUCGUUUGCUUAACUGUGAUUCACUUGCUUUUUGAUAUUCUAUUUAUAACUUUUUAUGGACUAAUUAGUGGAAAAGUUGUCAGCAAUAAACGUACAUUUUCAACAAUUAUCAGAAAUAACAGUUCUAAUCGUUCACAGGAACAAUCGAUCGAAUCGAAAACGAUAGUUCUGUCAAAUGAAGGAAACCAAAAUGAAAACGUUUCACUUACAAAUACUGCAUCCGACAAAACUAAGUACGAUGACGUAUUCUUAGAUCAUAUCGCCGAAGAUGGCAAUGAAUAUGGACAACAGAGCCCCGCUCUGAACAAAAGAAUAAUUAAACCAAUAAAGAUAGCCGGAAGGAAGAAAUCAUCAAGUACAUCCACUGCGUACUCUAGGCGUAGCUGUAAAUCAUUGCGCUUAGGCAGCUCAUUUGCCAAUGAAACAAACGUUCAUGGAAGGACCUAUAAAGCAAGCCGGACUACUUUUAUGCUAUUCAUAGUAACACUGGCUUUCAUGGUGACAUUUGCACCGUAUUGCAUUGUGGCUUUGUUGAGGAAUUUGGAAGGUGUUGGAUAUUAUUCUAAAUUGACAGACAUUCAAAAGACCGUGUAUCAACUUUUCUUGAGAUCUUAUUUUCUAAGCAGUGCAAUCAAUCCGAUUAUAUACAGCUUUCUCAAUCAGUCUUUUAAGAGUCGUAGUAAAAUCAUACUUAAAAACAUUUUUAACAAGGUGUUAUGCAUAAACCAUUGAGCCUCGUCAUGGAGUGUUUGGUUAUGUGACUACUUGGUCGUUUUUACCAUUGAGCCUCGUCAUGGAGUGUUUGGUUAUGUGACUACUUGGUCGUUUUUACCAUUGAGCCUCGUCAUGGAGUGUUUGAUUAUGUGACUACUUGGUCGUUUUUAAAGUGAUUAUUUGACAUGUUUAAUUACCAGACAAAAGAUUUCAUGAUUAUUUGAUUAUUCGAUAAAUUAAGACUGUAUUUCUAAU